AUGCUGCAGCCGAGGCUCUGUACACUUAGAUCAUAUGGCGGUGGUGAUUGUGUAAGUGUAAUCAAGGCCAAGAAUGAUGAUCAAGUUUCGCCUUUCUUCGCGACAUUAACUGAAUAUAUAGAGAGCUCCAAGAAGAGUCAGGACUUUGAGAUCAUCUCCGGUCGCCUUGCCAUGAUGGUGUUUGCAGCAACAGUAAGCAUAGAGAUGGUGACUGGAAAUUCUGUAUUCAGAAAAAUGGAUUUGCAAGGUAUUGAGGAAGCUGCAGGGGUAUGCUUGGUGGCGGUGACGAGUGCGGCAUUUAUCGCCUGGUUAUCGAGUGCACGUAAAGGGGUAGGUCGAAUGUUUACUAUCCGUUGCAAUACGUUGAUCGACUCACUUGUCGAUCAAAUCAUCGACGGUUUAUUUUAUGAAGUUGACCCAAGUGAUUGGUCUGAUGAUCAAUUUUAG
Molecule: messenger RNA, 447 nt
Organism: Fraxinus pennsylvanica
Lineage: Eukaryota; Viridiplantae; Streptophyta; Magnoliopsida; Lamiales; Oleaceae
Source: the annotation of a GenBank genome assembly